Momordica charantia (bitter melon) is the source of this 1920-nucleotide messenger RNA. RefSeq names its product serine hydroxymethyltransferase 3 (gene SHM3). Gene Ontology annotation, cellular component: mitochondrion; cytoplasm. NCBI's taxonomy places the organism in Eukaryota, Viridiplantae, Streptophyta, Magnoliopsida, Cucurbitales, Cucurbitaceae. Gene Ontology annotation, biological process: tetrahydrofolate interconversion. Gene Ontology annotation, molecular function: glycine hydroxymethyltransferase activity; pyridoxal phosphate binding. The record is from RefSeq and is a predicted model, not a curated record.
GCUUUCGGCCACUCUAUAUUCGAAGCCAAAAGCACGAAGAACGCACAAAAAACACAACGGGGGAAAAAAAAGUCUCAGCCGCUACGCUUCCGACCCUCCGCCGCCUCCUCCGCCUCCUCCGCCGUCAUCUCGACCCCUCCACUUCACCGGUUCAAGGAGUUUUGUGAAGGUUUAAGUGGACAGAAUGCAGGCUGCGAGUGGUGCUUCUAUGAUGGGUUCUCUGCAAGUUGUUGUUUGUGCGAAGGGAUCGGCUUUUCCUUCGAAAGGGCCUAGCAUCUGUGUGUUUCCACAACCGAAGAAACUGAAUAUCUUGAAACCUUGUAAAUCCUCGAAUGUUGAAGCAAGCGCAGUUGCAGGAAGGUCAUCUGUCUCUGUCACUGUUCCUGAAAUUGGAGGUGGAAGCCACUUGGUAGACCAUGAAUUGAGUGAAACUGAUCCCGAAGUUCGAUCUAUUAUUAACAAAGAAAAGCAGCGACAAUUUAAAAGCCUUGAACUUAUUGCCUCAGAAAACUUUACAUCUCGGGCAGUUAUGGAGGCAGUAGGGUCAUGUCUCACGAACAAGUAUUCAGAAGGAUUACCUGGCAAAAGGUAUUAUGGUGGCAAUGAGCAUAUUGAUGAGCUUGAAACACUCUGCCAACAAAGGGCUCUAGCAGCCUUUCAUUUGGAUGAGAACAAGUGGGGUGUAAAUGUUCAACCAUUAUCUGGAUCACCUGCUAACUUUGAGGUUUAUACUGCAGUUCUUAGUCCACACGAUCGGAUCAUGGGUUUAGACUUACCUCAUGGAGGACAUUUGUCUCACGGGUUUAUGACACCAAAAAGGCGGGUAUCAGGCACAUCAAUUUAUUUCGAAUCUAUGCCUUAUCGACUUGAUGAGACUACAGGUAUCGUAGAUUAUGACAUGCUUGAAAAAACUGCUAACUUGUUUCGACCAAAGUUAAUUAUUGCUGGUGCAAGUGCUUAUCCACGAGAUUUUGACUAUCCUCGCAUGAGAAAAAUUGCGGAUGCUGUUGGUGCUUUUCUCAUGAUGGAUAUGGCUCACAUAAGUGGGCUUGUUGCUGCUUCGGUAGUUGCUGAUCCUUUUGAAUACUGUGAUAUUGUGACAACGACAACACAUAAGUCUCUGAGAGGUCCAAGAGGUGGCAUGAUAUUUUUCAGGAAGGAUCCAAUUCUCGGAGUUGACUUAGAAUCUGCAAUUAAUAAUGCCGUGUUCCCAGGAUUACAGGGUGGUCCUCAUAAUCAUACAAUUGGGGGACUUGCUGUCUGCUUGAAGCAUGCACAAUCCCCAGAAUUUAGGGUCUAUCAGAAUAAGGUCGUCUCCAACUGUAGAGCUCUUGCGAGUCGACUUGUCGAGUUAGGUUAUAAGCUAGUUUCUGGUGGAAGUGACAAUCACCUGGUUCUUGUGGAUCUCAGGCCAUUGGGUAUCGAUGGGGCGCGGGUGGAGAAAAUUCUCGACAUGGCCUCGAUCACUCUCAACAAGAACUCUGUACCCGGUGACAAGAGUGCUCUAGUUCCUGGAGGCAUUCGUAUCGGAUCGCCUGCCAUGACCACCCGAGGAUUCACCGAGAAAGAAUUCAUAGCAGUUGCAGACUUCAUCCAUGAGGGUGUUCAAAUAACUCUUAAUGCCAAACAACUUGCCCCAGGAUCAAAGCUCCAAGAGUUCCUCAAGUUUGUGAAAACCACUGAUUUCCCUCUCGUGGAUCGAGUUUCAGAGCUUCGCUCAAGAGUUGAAGCACUCACAACUCAAUUUCCAAUACCAGGUCUGUAAGUCUGAGUUUCACUCCAUAUAGGGAAAUGGGUAUAAGCUUACAAUAAAAAUUCUGACAAAAAAAGGGGACCUUUUGUUGAUUGUAGUAAUAAAAACCACAUAGUUUGUAACUUUUUAUUUAUAAGCUGUUGCUGCAGCAAUGAGGCUUUUGCUUA